Sphaerulina musiva SO2202 is the source of this 1374-nucleotide messenger RNA. Its product is annotated as DnaJ_C-domain-containing protein. Gene Ontology annotation, molecular function: ATP binding; heat shock protein binding. The record is from RefSeq and is a predicted model, not a curated record. The transcript has a single exon. NCBI's taxonomy places the organism in Eukaryota, Fungi, Ascomycota, Dothideomycetes, Mycosphaerellales, Mycosphaerellaceae. The annotation marks the transcript as partial. Gene Ontology annotation, cellular component: cytoplasm. Gene Ontology annotation, biological process: protein refolding; response to heat.
GCAAUCAAGGAUCCUUACAAUGCCCUCGGCGUCAACAAAUCCGCUUCUGCGAGCGAAAUCAAAAAAGCAUAUUAUGGACUCGCGAAGAAAUAUCAUCCCGACACGAAUAAAGAUCCUAAAGCGAAGGAGAAGUUUGCAGAAGCACAGUCUGCAUAUGAAAUUUUGAGUGAUGAGAAGAAGAAGGGAAUGUACGAUCAGUACGGCAGUGCGGCCUUCGAUGCGAAUGGGAACACAGGCGGGGAUCCUGGGUUCUCUGGAGCUGGACCAGGCGGUAUGGGCGGAAAUCCUUUUGCAGGUGGGGGCAACCCUUUUGCAGGCUUUGGGGGAGGUGCACAGGGAGGUUUCGGAGCGGAGUUCAAUUUUGAGGAUCUGUUCUCGGCUUUCGGGGGAGGAGGAGCCAGAAGAGGGAGAUCUAGGGGCUCGCCAUUCCAAGAGGAGGUCAUGGUUGGGGAGAGUAUCGAGGUGCAGACCAACAUCUCUUUUAUGGAUGCUGCAAAGGGCGUGCAAAAGGAAAUUGUCAUUACGCCCUUGGUGAAGUGCAAGACAUGCUCUGGAUCGGGUAUGAAGAAGGGUACGACUCGGGGCACUUGUAAGACCUGUGAUGGGACUGGGUCCCGAGUGCAUUUCAUGCAGGGUGGUUUCCAGAUGGCUAGUACAUGUGGCACGUGUGGCGGCACAGGACAGCAAGUGCCAAAGGGGAGCGAAUGUGGGACUUGCAGAGGGAAUGGUGCUACGCGAGAGAGAAAGACUGUCACAGUGGACAUUCCAGGGGGCGUGGAGGACGGCAUGCGAUUACGAGUGAUGGGUGAAGGAGACCAUCCGGCGACUGGACAAGCUGCGAACCCUAAUGCAAGGACGGAGAAAGGCGACCUAUAUGUCUUCAUCCGUGUAGCACCUGAUUCGAAAUUCUCACGUAGCGGAUCCGAUGUUUUAUACACAGCCAGCAUACCUCUGACGACCGCCGUACUUGGUGGCGAGAUCACAGUUCCAACCUUGGACGGCGAUGUCAAAGUCAAGGUGGCGACCGGCACGGGUACUGGCGACAAGAUCACCAUGGGCGGUAUGGGCAUGAAGAAGCUCAAUUCAAGACGCGAAGCCAAGGGAGAUCUACGAAUAGAGUUCAAGGUCCAAAUGCCGAAGUACUUGUCUGUGAACCAAAGGACCAUCCUUGAGAUGCUGGCAGACGAAAUGGGCGACAACUCUGCGAAGAGGAUCAUGAACUUGAACAACUUGAAAUACGAUCCGUCGAAGAAGGCCCAGCGCAGCUCGUCUGCUGAUUCCAAGGCAGACAGUCACAAGGACGAGGGUGUAUUCAAGAACCUUUGGCAUAAGAUUUCUGGUCAGCACGAAAACUUGGAUAAGCCAGAGUCCGGG